GAAGACUGUUGGAGCUACCAAGUGACACAGACUUCAAGAGAAGCCAACCGGGCUUGCUGUAGACAUCAUCAUGGGUAACUGCAUUCACGCGUGGAUCCUCGUGCGGGAAGCAAACACCUACGGUCGUUCAGCGAAUCGGUGGGCUGAAAUUCAGAAGUCGACGGUGUGAUUUUGAGCACAACCGUCGUAAAACACAGACUGCGGGACGCUGCAAACGGCCGUAAAACGCAGCUCGGUUGCUCAGCUGCCGAUCCCAGGUUGUAAGGAACCGCCCCGAUAGGUCGGUUGGGAACGUCAAGCAGUCGCUAAGCAAUUUGUCGAUUUAGCCAACAGCACCAUGUACGAUUACACAACCAGCUCUGAAUUCUGGGAGCUGGACAACUUCACCCAGAACGAAACGGUGGCAGACGACGGGUAUCAAGACUUCGCGGAACCGUGCCACUACACCUUUUGCUCCAGUUUUACCGCCGGGAUUCCGGUUUUCCUAGGGAUCGCCUGCCUCCUGGGAAUCGUAGGCAACGUGGCGCUCGGCAUUGCCUUGACCAAAUGCCCUCGGUUUUGGGAUCGGUGCCAGCCAGGCAAGGUGGAGCUUAUCCUGCUCGUCGUCGGAGGGGUCACCUUCGCUUCCACGUUGCCCUUUUUCGCCCUGGGCAUCGGCUGGAGGUGGGCCUUUGAAGACCGCCUCUGCCAAGUGAUCCGCGGACUCAAAUUCGGGAGCCUCUUCGCUCAGGGCUUGCUGGCGGCUGGCACCGCCUGCCGAAGCCCCUGGGGUCUCCCUCAGCCGCUUCUGCCCACCCUGCUGUGGAUGAUGGGCUUCCUCUGCGCCACCCCGGCCGUGUUGGUGAGCAGCACCGAUGGGCUUUGCGUCCCAGAUCGUCUCACCGAGCUUCACGCCUGGUCCCUGGUCCACGCGGCCUUCUGCUUGGUCUUUCUGUCCCUUCUCCCGCUCAUCGUGGUCUCAGCCACGGCGUGUCUCAAGGGGUGUGGAAAGAGGGGGCACCCCCGUUGGAACAUCAGCUGGGUAUUUUAUCUCUUUUGGGGUCCCUACGGGGUCGCCGUGUUUCUGGACAUGCUUCAGGAGGAAACGACGUUUUCCCAAAGUUGCCGUUUUCUCGAACACCUCAACUCUUUCCUGGGCCUGUCCGAAGGAUGGGGGAUGCUCCACUGUUACCUGAGCCCCUUCUUCAUUUUGGGGUUGGGCUUUUAUCGCCGAAAGACGGCCUAGACGAUAAAGAGCCGAGAGAACAUUCCUACAGAUAGUACUCGACUUAGGACCCACCAUUUGAAGCCACAAUUUCUCUUGCUAAGCCAGGCGGUCGUGAAAAAUGAACCGUGCCCGAUUUUUACAACUUUUUGGCUGAGGUUGUGAAGCGAUUCGCGGUGCAGUCGUUCAGCGAAUCACACACAGCGGUCAUUAAACGAAUCCAGCUUCCCCACAGACUUCGCUUAACCGGUGUCAGCUGGGGAAAGGUCUCAGACGGCAAUCCGGGGACACGCCCCUCCUCCCCUCCCAGUCCGAAUUUUGAUCAAAGGAUGCAACGGUCAUAAACGCGAGCCACUUUUUCCAGCGCCGUCGUCACUUCAAACGGCCGCUAGAUGAACGGUCGUAAGUCGAGGGCUACCUGGCCCUUGAGCAAUCUGCGCAACAGUCUCCUUUACUUCCCACGACAAAGCCACCGCGGUCAUUUCCGGUGCGUUGGCAACUGAACUUUAGCUAUUUGAACAAAUCAAUAAAAGUAUAUGUGUGUGGUGUUUUUUUGGGUUGUUUUUUUUUUAUUGCAAAUAAAGAUGUUUGA
This is a messenger RNA of Ahaetulla prasina, 1796 nucleotides long. RefSeq names its product atypical chemokine receptor 1 (Duffy blood group) (gene ACKR1). Bases 338 to 1225 code for a protein of 295 amino acids. Gene Ontology annotation, cellular component: membrane. The record is from RefSeq and is a predicted model, not a curated record. The transcript is spliced from 3 exons. NCBI's taxonomy places the organism in Eukaryota, Metazoa, Chordata, Lepidosauria, Squamata, Colubridae. Gene Ontology annotation, biological process: inflammatory response; chemokine-mediated signaling pathway. Gene Ontology annotation, molecular function: chemokine binding.